This is a messenger RNA of Phanerochaete carnosa HHB-10118-sp, 1414 nucleotides long. RefSeq lists its product as uncharacterized. Gene Ontology annotation, cellular component: nucleus; elongin complex. Gene Ontology annotation, biological process: transcription elongation by RNA polymerase II. The record is from RefSeq and is a predicted model, not a curated record. Lineage: Eukaryota; Fungi; Basidiomycota; Agaricomycetes; Polyporales; Phanerochaetaceae. The transcript has 7 exons. The coding region runs from base 66 to 1037 and encodes 323 amino acids.
CACCGUCUUCAUCCCACUCGCGUCGACGCCUUACUCUCUAGUUACCCGCUAACUCUCGCUUUGCUAUGCCUUGUGAUCCAGAAAUGUCAAGUAACAGUCGAGUAACAUCACUAGUACAGCUUUGCCAAAGAGUGGCAUCCGCCCAUGUCGAAAAUUUCUGUAGCCUUGGAGACGAGGCAUCGUUUGAGCUGUUCGCCCCGAUUUUGCAGAACUGUUCCGCCGAGGCACUGUUGCGCUUCGAACAGGCCACCCCAUCACUGACAGACUGUACCUCUGAACUAUGGAAAGCGCUAUGCUUCCGUACAUAUCCCCUUCCGGCUGAAAGACGUAACACAGAUACCGAACCUGACUCGUGGCGCGAAGAGUUCUUCAUUCUACGAGAUUUAGAGGCGCGGCGCUUGGAAGCCGUGGGCUCCAAGUUGCGCAUCCAGCGAGAAGAGCUGGAACAGCGCAAAAAGGAUUCGCAGAUUAAGCUUACAGAUAAAGUCCCGUCCAUGAAGCGCUAUCGCGGCGGUUGGGGGCAAGCACAGCCACCGAGAACGCUUUUGCAAAAGACUCGUGCAGAUGCUGUUAGGAUGCAGAAAGGCAUUUACGGCGCGCGCAUGAUGCCUGCAAUGCCGGCCUCGAAGACGUGUCGGACUCUAUCCAGCACCACCGCCACUAAGCCGUCAAUUGCUACCGCAACGCCCAUCGAUCCUCCAACCGGUAAGGUUGGUACUCGGGUCACAGUAUCCGCAGUGGCGAAGCCACACCCAGCAGCUGUCAUUGCGAGCCAGAACGUGUCAUCAACGCCUGCCUCGUCAUCACCUGCCCGGCCGGUUCCCACCAGGACACCCUCAACCACUGUGCCGCCGGCUUCGCCUCCCCCGUCAACUCCUCGGCCCCCACAGAGUUCGCCACCUCCGAUCGCGAACGAAUCUGGUCCACUGAAAGUGCCGGUAGCUCGGAAGGAUCCCAUGGCGUCCCUAUUCAUGCCGAAGCACCGUGCCUAUUCACAACUUCCCACGCACUCGUCCAGCAUGCGGUCCAGAGCAUGAUGGCACUACAUCUCUGCGAUGACUUAUCCUACUCCUAUUCAGUCCUGACUGCCCACCUCCAUUUGGUCUCUGUCUCAUCUCACUUGCUGCACACCGCACACAUCUCCACUUCCAUCGCUUUUGUACGCACGACAAACCUCUAGCCUGCAUUCGCCUGCCACUUCUCUGGGUCCUUUUGCAUUGUACUCUUAUACCCGCAUCAAGUCAGAUACGGUCGAUAUACUGGCGACUAAUUGUUGUACUACUUUUCUGUAUGCAUAAUAUGACGCAGCCUGUAGCGAUUCGCGAGAGCGGCGUGUACACCUGGGGCGGGCGAUGUACCUGAUAUGUAGCAGUUCCAGGCAUCUACUCGAUAAGCCUUGGACCCUUUCUCGAGU